This is a messenger RNA of Metarhizium album ARSEF 1941, 1104 nucleotides long. RefSeq names its product proteinase inhibitor I4. The record is from RefSeq and is a predicted model, not a curated record. Bases 1 to 1104 code for a protein of 367 amino acids. Gene Ontology annotation, molecular function: serine-type endopeptidase inhibitor activity. NCBI's taxonomy places the organism in Eukaryota, Fungi, Ascomycota, Sordariomycetes, Hypocreales, Clavicipitaceae. The transcript has a single exon.
AUGGCGCCAUCCUCUCAAUCAGUCGGCCGCGUGGGCUGGGACAUGCUCAGGAAGCCGUGUGGCGAUGCCGACGCCGCUCCGCAGACCGUCGUGCUGUCACCACUGUCCAUCACGAUUGCCCUGGGAAUGCUUGCCGGCGCCGCAGACGACUCCAAGAAACGGGACUUGUGCACAAAGCUUGGUCUCCAGAGCGCAAACGACCUGGAUUCGGUCCUCCGCCCGUUGCACAGCGCUCUCUGCGGAGGCGCCAAGGACGGCCCACUGGCCCUCGCAAACGCCGUCUUCACCGACGACACCGUCGCCCUGUAUCCGGCUUACCGAGACUUUCUCAGGGGCUUCAACGCCGAAUCAACACGGUACCCAGACCUUGCGCGGGCCGCAGAGGAUAUGAACACGUGGAUCUCGGACAACACGCGCGGCUUGAUUCGACGCAUGCUGUCCCCGGCGGCCCUGCAACAUAGUCACUUGGCGCUCGUGAAUGCCAUCGGAUUCAAGGGGACCUGGCAAAUGCAGUUUGAGCGGGGCGACACGCGCAAGGAGAAGUUUUGCAUCGCCCGAGAUGAACAGACCGAGGUGGACAUGAUGUUUCAACGCAAGCAAAAGAUUGCGUCCUUGGAAACGCCAAGUUACAAAGCCGUCCGCCUGCCCUACACGCUGCCCGAGUCGUACCCUUCGACCUCGCUAUUUGCCUAUCUGCCAGCCGAGGGAACAUUGCUCAGCACUGUCCUGGACGAGAUUGCCACGAGUAGUGGCAACCCCGUCGGCCAGUUCGCCGAGGUCAAGUAUGACGAGUUUGGCUUCCCCAGGUUUGAUAUUGACUCCAAGUUUUCGCUGGUCGAUACGCUCGAGGAGCUCGGCUAUCCCGUCGGAGGAGCAUAUGCGCACAUGGCAGAGGGCCAGAACCAGGUGCAAACCAUGCUUCACCAAGCCUAUGUCAAAGUCGAUGAGGAGGGCACAGAAGCUGCGGCCGCCACGGCCGUCAUCAUGGCCAGGAGCAUGAUUCUCGACCCCAAGGUCUUGCUGUUCAACAGGCCCUUCAUCUUUGCCAUUGCCAGUGACAAGCCCGAUGCCAUCCUGUUUGCGGGCAUCUACUCGGGCAAAUAG